UCUCGCGUCGGUGGAGGAAGCACGCGCGUGUGUGUGCGUGUGUGCGUGUGUGUGUUCGCGUGUGUACGUCAGUCUCUCUCCGUGUUUGCGUUUAUAGUGGACAUUAUCUUGCCUCGCUUACGUGCACAAACACACACGAACAUACUUACAUAGCGCGUGUGUGCGUGUGUGUGCGUGCGUGCGUGUGUGCGUGUGUGCGUGUGGGUACAUUUCCCUGCUCCGUACAGGAUGGGCGGGAAGGCACGGGCGGAGGAUGGGCGGUGGCUGAUACCCGGGGGCGUGACUCUCUCCCUCCUUGCUCUCCUCAUGCUGUCUUGGUACUGGAGAAGAAGAAGAAUGGUAAGGCUAAUUAACAAGUUACCUGGUCCACCUGGUCUCCCGCUGCUGGGCAAUGCUCUCGACGUUAAUAUAGACAUUGUUGAUCUGUUUCCCCUUGGAUGUCUCGUCACCAGAGAAUUCGGCCCCAUUUUCAAAGUGUGGCUGGGAACAACACCUCUCGUUGUCAUCAGUGGGGCGAGGCAGGCUGAGAUCAUUCUAAGCAGUCAAAAGCACAUACAGAAAAGUCACCAGUAUGAAUUUUUUCACCCCUGGCUUGGUAACACUGGUUUAUUCGUGGCCAACGCUGACACGUGGCCCCAGAGACGCAAGCUCCUCACCCCAGCCUUCCAUUUAAAGAUCCUGGGGGAAUUUUUGGAAGUGUUUCAUCGCCAGAGUCUCAAGAUGGUGGACAAACUGGGCGAGGCUGCUGUGGGAGGAAAGCUGGUCGAUGUGUUCCCUUUUAUCACCAAUUGCACUCUGGAUGCGAUCUGCGAGACGACCAUGGGCUGCUCAAUCAAUGCUCAAGACAACCCGGAGUCUGAGUAUGUGGAGGCCGUGCAUAGGAUGCAACAGCUGGUCCAACAAAGGAUGCUUAUAGUGUGGCUGCAGCUGGACGUGAUAUUCAAGGCCCUAGGGUACGGCAAACAGCAAGACUCCCUCUUAAGGACCCUCCACUCCUUCACUCGGACCAUCAUCAAGAGGCGGCGCAAGAUGUUUGAAGAGCGGCGGAAAGAUGGCGCUGAUAACACUACCCGUAAGAAGCCCCGCCUCGCCUUCCUGGACCUGCUACUGGAGUACUCAGCAGACGGGGCGGUGUUGUCAGAGGAGAGCAUUCGAGAGGAGGUGGAUCUGUUUGUGUUCGCCGGCCACGACACCACUGCGGUCGCCAUCAGCUGGUUCCUCUACCUGAUGGGACGACACCCCGAGGCCCAGGCCAGGGUGCAGGAGGAGCUGGACACAAUCUUCCAAGGGUCAGACCGCGUGGCCACAGUGGAGGACCUGAGGAACAUGAGGUACACGGAGAACUGUAUCAAGGAGGCGUUGCGGCUGUUCCCCUCAGUGCCUUACAUCGGCAGAGUGCUCAAGGAAGACGUCACUAUAGACGGCUACUGCAUUCCGAAGGGCACCACAAUCUUCAUCUUCAACUACGCACUGCACAGGGACGCCUCGGAGUUCCCUGACCCUGAAAAGUUUGACCCAGACCGCUUCCUGCCUGAGAAUGUGGCCAAGAGACACCCCUUCUCGUACAUACCGUUCAGUGCUGGCCCCAGGAACUGUAUUGGUCAAAAAUUCGGAAUGAUGGAGGAAAAGAUCACAGUAGCCAACCUGCUCCGUAGAUACACUGUAGAGAGCAAGACACCGAUGGACGAGUUGAAGUUACGCAGCGAGAUUGUCUUACGCCCCGAUGAAGGAAACUUAGUGUACUUGCACCCGAGAUGUGACAAGGGAAGGAAAGCAAGAGAAGACAAGACAGGGGAAGCUUGUGGUGAUAUCGUCUCAAGGGCCAAAGAAGAAGAGGAGGAGGAGAAGGGUGGUGUACAAGAGGAAGAGGUGAAUGACGGGGGGGUGAAGGAAGGGGUAAUAAAGAGGGGAACAGAAGGAGAGGAAGUGAGGUGUAGAGGCACAUGUGUUUCCCUGUAUCCCGAGCCCAAGGAGUCCCCGCUGGUCACUCCCUGGCGGUCGUGGAAGGAGAGGGUCUGA
This is a messenger RNA of Portunus trituberculatus (swimming crab), 2019 nucleotides long. Its product is annotated as cytochrome P450 4C1-like. Lineage: Eukaryota; Metazoa; Arthropoda; Malacostraca; Decapoda; Portunidae. The transcript is spliced from 13 exons. The record is from RefSeq and is a predicted model, not a curated record. Gene Ontology annotation, molecular function: oxidoreductase activity, acting on paired donors, with incorporation or reduction of molecular oxygen; iron ion binding; heme binding. Bases 229 to 2019 code for a protein of 596 amino acids.